GGAACAUGUUUUCUGAGUUAAGCUCUCGCUAGCCGUUGCAUCGAUUCUUGAUCUCUCUCGCAGUGCGUGGACACUCCGUUCUUCGUGAAGGCGUCUUUGCACACGCCUUUCUCGAAGAAUUUGUUCGACUUGUCUCGAAGAAUUUGUUCGACUUGCCUCGAAGUUCUUUUCACCAUCAGCGAUCGCCUCCGAUCCGGACUGUUCUCCGUUCUUUGCUUUCUCCGCUAACACCCAAAUCACCCGGCGAAAAUGAGAGAGUGCAUCUCGAUCCACAUUGGACAGGCCGGUAUCCAGGUCGGAAAUGCGUGCUGGGAGUUGUACUGUCUAGAGCACGGUAUUCAGCCUGAUGGCCAAGUGCCGAGCGACAAAUCGGUCGGUGUUGGUGACGAUGCCUUCAACACUUUCUUCAGUGAGACCGGAGCUGGAAAGCACGUUCCGCGUGCUAUUUUCCUCGAUCUGGAACCAACUGUGAUCGACGAAGUCCGCACCGGUACCUACAGGCAGUUGUUUCACCCCGAGCAACUUAUCAGUGGGAAGGAGGACGCUGCCAACAACUUCGCCCGUGGUCAUUACACCAUUGGUAAGGAGAUUGUUGAUCUGUGCCUUGACCGUAUAAGGAAGCUCGCCGACAACUGUACCGGUCUCCAAGGUUUCUUGGUCUUCAAUGCUGUUGGUGGAGGCACUGGGUCCGGUCUUGGGUCUCUUCUUCUCGAGCGCCUGUCUGUCGACUACGGAAAGAAGUCCAAGCUGGGAUUCACUGUGUACCCCUCUCCACAGGUCUCUACUUCUGUGGUCGAGCCAUACAACAGUGUGCUGUCUACUCACUCGCUUCUUGAGCAUACGGAUGUGUCCGUUCUCCUCGAUAACGAGGCCAUUUACGACAUCUGCCGUCGCUCGUUGGACAUCGAGCGUCCUACCUACACCAACCUCAACAGGCUGGUUUCACAAGUCAUCUCAUCCUUGACUGCAUCCCUUCGGUUCGAUGGUGCUCUCAAUGUGGAUGUCACAGAGUUCCAGACCAAUCUGGUGCCUUAUCCUAGGAUCCAUUUCAUGCUCUCUUCUUACGCGCCGGUCAUUUCUGCUGAGAAAGCUUACCACGAGCAGCUGUCCGUCGCUGAGAUCACCAACAGUGCCUUCGAGCCUGCAUCCAUGAUGGCGAAGUGCGACCCUCGUCACGGGAAGUACAUGGCUUGCUGUCUCAUGUACAGGGGAGAUGUUGUCCCUAAGGACGUGAAUGCAGCUGUCGCGACCAUCAAGACCAAGCGAACAAUCCAGUUCGUGGACUGGUGCCCCACUGGUUUUAAGUGUGGUAUCAACUACCAGCCCCCAACUGUGGUCCCAGGAGGUGAUCUUGCCAAGGUCCAGAGAGCAGUGUGCAUGAUCUCUAACUCCACAAGUGUCGCCGAAGUAUUCUCCAGAAUCGACCAUAAGUUCGAUCUGAUGUAUGCCAAGCGUGCGUUUGUGCACUGGUACGUGGGAGAAGGUAUGGAGGAGGGAGAGUUCUCUGAGGCUAGGGAGGAUCUUGCUGCCCUCGAGAAGGAUUACGAAGAGGUCGGUGCCGAGUCUGCCGAUGGAGAUGGCGAGGAUGGUGAGGAUGAGUACUGAAAACCGAUUUCUCUGAGUACGCUGUGCAGCACCUAACUGUAAUAUACUUUCUACUGCACAAGAUCAGUCCAUUGCCAAUCCAGUUUUCUACUCGAUAACUCUAGUUUGGACGAGCACAUGGUUCAAUAUUUUGGGUGGUUAGUGUGUGCAACCUCAGUAAGUUGAGCUAGCUAAAUUCACUGUACUCCAAUGCUAUCAAUUUUCAACAUGAACAGAAUGAACUACGCUACAAUCAUCGUUUAUCCCGC
This is a messenger RNA of Marchantia polymorpha subsp. ruderalis, 1853 nucleotides long. The record is from the annotation of a GenBank genome assembly. NCBI's taxonomy places the organism in Eukaryota, Viridiplantae, Streptophyta, Marchantiopsida, Marchantiales, Marchantiaceae.